Molecule: messenger RNA, 714 nt
Organism: Topomyia yanbarensis
Lineage: Eukaryota; Metazoa; Arthropoda; Insecta; Diptera; Culicidae
Exons: 1
Coding region: 1-714 (237 amino acids)
Biological process (GO): DNA integration
Molecular function (GO): nucleic acid binding
Source: RefSeq, a predicted model, not a curated record
AUGGCCACUGAUGCGGAUGACUGGGUUAAGUCAUGCGAGACAUGUGCCGUAAACGGAAGGCCAGAGAAACCCACUCCGAUGAAUCGUAUAUUCGCUCCUAAAACGGUUUGGGAAACGAUAGCAAUCGACUUCAACGGCCCUUAUGCAAGAUAUGGAGGAGUUUCGAUAUUAGUCAUAAUCGAUUACAGAUCGAGAUACGCAAUUGCAAGACCAGUAAAAUCAACUAGCUUCGAAAACAUGAAGAAGAUCCUUGAUGACGUGUUCAGCAAAGAAGGGUAUCCUGAUCUUAUAAAGUCGGACAACGGUCCACCAUUCAACGGCGAAAACUACAAAAGCUACUGCAACGAAAGAGGAAUACAGACAGUUUUCUCCAUGCCAUUCUUUCCUCAACAGAAUGGUUUAGUGGAGAAUUUCAUGAAAGUCGUAAAUAAGGCGAUGUCCGCGGCUUCAAGUGGGGGCAAUUUUAAUGACGAACUGCAGGCAGCUGUCAUUGCACAUAUUGCAGCGGCCCAUUCAGUCACUAGGAUGCCUCCGGAAGAGGUUAUGUAUGGAAGAAAAAUCCGUCGAGGUCUACCACUACUAAACCGUGGUAAAGCGAAUAUAGAUGGGCAAUUAUUGGACGCAAGAGACGCCGAAGUAUUCAAAAGCUCAUGCAGAUGCUCGACGAGAUGCGAAACCGUGCAGCGUACGCCCGGGGGACGUUGUUAUUCUUGA